AUGGAGGGAGAGACGAGAUCCUCCGGGCUGGCAAAAUCUGCCGCCUUAAAACUCUCCGAGAUGGGAGAGAAAACCAAGCGGCUGGGCACCGCGAUGAAGGAUCCACACCGGCAGAGACGGAUCAUAUUAGUGAUUGUUUGCGUGGCUCUCCUGCUGGACAAUAUGCUCUACAUGGUAAUCGUGCCAAUUAUCCCAGACUAUCUGGCUGAACUGGAGAAUGAGCAGUCAGAGCACGUCCACCUAGUGAUCCACCCCAACUCUUCAUUCAACAGCACAAGCCAAGACAAAAUCAACAAGAACAACUUAGACAUCCAGAUAGGAGUUCUCUUCGCCUCCAAAGCCAUCCUGCAGCUCUUAGUCAACCCGCUGUCCGGAACUUUCAUAGACCGGGUCGGAUAUGACAUCCCACUUUUAAUUGGACUCUCGGUUAUGUUCGUGUCCACCUGCAUAUUUGCGAUCGGGGAGAACUAUGCGACGCUCUUCUUUGCCAGAAGUUUGCAGGGCCUGGGCUCUGCUUUCGCGGACACGUCUGGGAUCGCGAUGAUCGCAGACAAAUACACGGAGGAGGGCGAGAGGAGCCGGGCGCUGGGCAUCGCCCUGGCCUUCAUCUCUUUCGGGAGCCUCGUGGCGCCUCCCUUCGGGGGCAUCCUGUACGAGUUCGCGGGCAAGAAAGUGCCCUUCAUCGUGCUCGCCUGCAUCUGCCUGGCGGACGGUAUCCUGCUGCUCACCGUGAUCAAGCCCUUCUCCAACAGGACUAGAGAGAACAUGCCGGUCGGCACCCCCAUUUACAAACUCAUAAUGGACCCGUACAUAGCUGUGGUGGCCGGGGCGCUCACAGUGUGCAACAUCCCCCUUGCCUUUCUGGAGCCCACCAUCUCCAACUGGAUGGAGACCACAAUGCACUCCUCCCAGUGGGAGAUGGGAAUCACCUGGCUCCCAGCCUUCUUCCCUCACGUGCUCGGUGUGUACCUCACAGUUAAAUUGGCAGCGAAGCAUCCACACCUGCAGUGGUUUUACGGAGCGCUGGGUAUGGUUAUCAUAGGAGCCAGCUCCUGCACAGUCCCCGCAUGCAAAACUUUUGGACAGCUCAUCGCCCCGUUGUGCGGUAUUUGUUUUGGCAUCGCACUCGUCGACACCGCGCUGCUGCCCACACUCGCGUUCUUGGUCGACGUGCGUCACGUCUCGGUGUACGGUAGUGUUUACGCCCUAGCAGAUAUUUCCUAUUCUGUUGCUUAUGCUAUGGGUCCUAUAGUGGCCGGGCAGAUAGUGCACAAUCACGGGUUUGUACAGCUCAAUCUAGGCAUGGGUCUCGUCAAUGUGCUUUACGCACCAGCCUUGCUGCUGCUGCGCAACGUGUGCCAAAUGAAACCUUCCCGCUCGGAGCAAGAUAACCUGUUAGACGAGGCUCCGCAGGGGCUGUACGAUACGAUCAGGAUGGAGGAGAGGAGAGCUAAGAAGAAGGGCUACAGCUCGGCAGGGAACUGCCUGCCAGUAGAUGAAAAUGGGUUUGACCCAUUCGGAGCACAGCGGUCCUUGUCAGAAGAGUCGUCCGGUCCGGAGUACACUUAG
Limanda limanda (common dab) is the source of this 1569-nucleotide messenger RNA. RefSeq names its product solute carrier family 18 member 3b (gene slc18a3b). The coding region runs from base 1 to 1569 and encodes 522 amino acids. Gene Ontology annotation, biological process: xenobiotic transport; chemical synaptic transmission; transmembrane transport. The record is from RefSeq and is a predicted model, not a curated record. Gene Ontology annotation, cellular component: membrane; terminal bouton; AP-2 adaptor complex. Lineage: Eukaryota; Metazoa; Chordata; Actinopteri; Pleuronectiformes; Pleuronectidae. The transcript has a single exon. Gene Ontology annotation, molecular function: xenobiotic transmembrane transporter activity; acetylcholine transmembrane transporter activity.